UAAAUUUUAAAAUGUGAGUUUUAAAGGUUUUCUGAGAAAAGAUGAAUAACGUUUAAAACAUCGGUAAACACCAUCCAUUGCAAUGAAAAACGAAUCUGAAAAGCGUAAAAUUAUAAGAUCACCCCAAGAUUCUGAAACAUCUACCACUGAGAGUGAAGAAUGGGGAAAGGAAAAACGCAACCUAUCAAAAGUUAAAAAGAAAAGGCAAAAGCUUCAAAUUAAAAGAAAUAUAAGUGAUAGUAGUAGUGAUGAGGAAGAAUUUAAUGAUGGAUAUGAUGAGAAUCUAAUUGGUGAUGAAGAAGAUAGAUUACGAUUGGAACAAAUGACUGAAAAAGAACGUGAACAAGAGAUAUUUAAUCGGCUAGAAAAGCGAGAAGUUCUAAAAGCAAGGUUUGAUAUUGAAAAACGAUUGCGAAAAGUUGGUAAAAUGAAAGAAACAGAAAGACUAGCAUUACUUAAAAAUGAUAAAUUACAUAUUUCACCUCAACACAAGAAAAAUGGUACAAAAUUGAAUAAUUCUUCAUUUUCUGAUGGAUCCACUACAUCUAAUUCUGAUUUUGAGCCAUCAUUCAAUUCUGAUGAUGAGGGAGGAUUAAAAAAUUCAAACAUCAUACAACAAAGAAGUCGGAAUAGUCGGAGAGUUUUGGAAUUGAACAAAAUUGGCAAGCAUAACAAAAUACAUAAGGCUAUCCAGGAUUUAAAGGCCAAACGGGAAGAAAAAAAGAAAGCUUUAGAAAAAAACACUUCGUCUAAAUUAAAGCAGACCCCGACCACUAAACCCCACUUGAAACCGAGUGAUAUUUAUUCCGACGACGAUUCUACGACAUCUUCCGACGAUGCAAAAAUAGUAACUCAGAGUGAUAAGGCCACCGUUGAUAUAUCAUCCCAGUCUUCCUCUGAUUAUGAAGAUACUAGCAAUCUUGAAAGCAAAGCCGAAUUGAUAACAACCCGAGAGCAGCUCAGCAAAAUAAGGCUCUCAAGAAACAAAUUGGAAAAAUGGGUUCAUAUGCCUUUUUUCGAAAAAACCGUUAAAGGUUGUUUUUUGCGUGUCGGUAUUGGGCAACAUGAAGGAAAGCCAAUCUAUAGGAUUGUAGAAGUAAUGGAUGCUGUUGAAACCUCUAAAAUUUAUCAAUUGGGAGCCACAAGAACUAACAAAGGAUUGAAGUUAAGGCAUGGUAGUGAAAGCAAAGUUUUUAGGCUCGAAUUUGUUUCUAAUAGUGAUUUUACGGAUUCCGAAUUUUUAAAAUGGAAAGAUGCUAUAAAUUUGUCAAACAUUAGUUUACCAGAUACGAAUCACAUUUUGGAAAAGGAAAGGGAUAUUAAAGCAGCACUCAAUUAUAGCUUUAAAGAAGAGGAUGUUGAUAAAAUAAUAAAUGAAAAAUUACGUUUUAAAAAGAAUCCAUAUAAUUUCGCUAUGAAAAAGAGCAUUCUCCUCAAGACAAAGGAAGAGGCGGAAUCUUUAGGCGAUGAUGAAAAAGUUUUCGAAAUCAAACAACAAUUGGAAGAAUUGGAAAUAAAGGCUACAGAAUUGGAUCGCUUGAGGAACAGCAGCUUGAGCGCUGUUAGCUAUAUUAACCAAAGAAAUCGCAAACAAAAUAUAAUUCAAUCCGAAAAGGCCAAUAUGGAAGAUUAUAUUAAUAAAUCUACAUCCGCUCUUAAUGAAGAUGACCCAUUUACUAGAAGAAAAUGCCUGCCAACAUUAGUGACGAAAAAGAGAGACGAUAAUUUUGAAAUGCCCAAUAUAUUGCCAUCUCGAUCUAUCGAUAUUAAAACGAAUCAAUUCAAAUCCACAAAGCAUCCUAAUACCAAUGAUUUAAACUUUACCAAGACCCAAUCUAAAACCAUUAAUACACAUAAAACGAAUUCGAGCUUAAAGAUUACAGAACAAACCUAUUCUUAUACCAAUAUAAGUAAGGAUAAUUUCAUGGGUUUGAAAAAUGAUUCUCAUAAAAAUUCGACUAUUACUCACGAUUUAUAUGAAGUUCAUAAUUUCGACAUAAAAAUUGAUUUAGGAAUACCGUCAAUGUCAAUGGAAUCAUAUGACUCCUCGAAUAUAAAACCUGAUUAUAUAAUCAAUAAUAUAGCUAACUCACCCCUAAAAAUACCUGAUGCUUCUAACACUAAAAAAUCUAUGAAUCUUGAAGACUAUAAAAAGUUCCGAGGCUUAAUAUAGCAUUAUAUUUAUUUAUUUUAUAUAUAUAUAUUGUAAAAUUAAUGUAAUUAUUUAUCGU
Molecule: messenger RNA, 2231 nt
Organism: Gordionus sp. m RMFG-2023
Lineage: Eukaryota; Metazoa; Nematomorpha; Gordioida; Chordodea; Parachordodidae
Product: RNA polymerase-associated protein RTF1 homolog
Exons: 18
Coding region: 83-2173 (696 amino acids)
Cellular component (GO): Cdc73/Paf1 complex
Molecular function (GO): RNA polymerase II C-terminal domain phosphoserine binding; DNA binding
Source: RefSeq, a predicted model, not a curated record